CAUCGUAGUCUCCACUGUACCCAGGCCAGGCCCCAACUAGAAAGCCAACUAGGGUACUCUCUCUCUCUCUCUCUCUCUUAUCUCUAAAUAAAAUGGCGUCGAUCGUCGCCGCCGCCGGAACCCUAGCUCCUCUCAAUAUCUCUUCCACUCCCCGUCGCUCUUACCGCCGUUCCUCGACCUCUACUUCCCUCUCCGCCGCUCCAUUCCUCCCCCAAAUCCGCUGCUCAAUCUCUCCCCAAAACCCUAAUCCCUCCCCGCAAAACCCUAAUUUCCCCGCCAAAUCUCCGUUCUCUCUAUCUCGCUCGGCUCCUCUAGCUCUCACUGCGGUCUCCGUCGGCUCCGGCUUCCUUAUUCAUCUCCUGGCCGCCGGAAACGGCGGGAUCGGCGGCGGAUUUGGUGGUUCCGGCGGCGGAGGUGGCGGUGGAGGAUCCGGCGGAGGUGAUUUCUGGUCUCGCUUGCGGUCGUAUUUGGUUGCGAAUGCGAAAGAAGAUGAAAAUCAAGCGGAGUGGGACCCUCACGGUUUAUCUGCCAAUGUGGUGCUGCAAAUGAACAAGCUGAGUGGAUUCAAGAAGUAUAAGGUCUCAGAUGUUGUGUUUGUCGAUAAGCUGACUUCGGAGAGUAUUGGCAGUGACGAUUCUUUUAACGAAAUGGUUACGAUUAGACCUGGCGGGAUUUACACGAAAGCUCAGCUGCAGAAAGAGCUCGAGACAUUGGCUACGUGUGGCAUGUUUGAGAAAGUCGAUAUUGAGAGCACGACUAAGCCGGAUGGGACAAUUGGGAUUGCAAUUUCGUUUGUGGAGAGUAGUUGGUCAGUUGCGGAUAGGUUUAAGUGUAUUAAUGUGGGGUUGAUGGCUCCAUCAAAGACUACAGAUAAGGAUCCAAUGGAGAUGAGUGAGAAGGAGAGGAUGGAGUUUAUGAGGAGUCAAGAGAGGGAUUAUAAGAAGAGAAUGGAUAGGUCGAGGCCUUGUAUGUUGCCCGCUUCUACUCAUAGGGAGAUUUUGGAUAUGUUGGCGGUGGAAGGGCAGGUGACUGCCAGGUUGUUGCAAAAGAUUAGAGAUAAGGUCCAGAGGUGGUAUCAUGAUAAUGGGUAUGUGUGUGCUCAGGUAGUGAAUUUUGGGAAUUUGAAUACUAGGGAAGUGGUUUGUGAGGUUGUGGAAGGGGAUAUUACGCAGGUGGUGGUACAGUUUCAGGAUAAACUUGGGAAUGUGUGUGAAGGUAAUACUCAGUUCGGAGUUGUCAGGAGAGAAUUACCCAAAUAUCUUCGACAAGGUAAAGUAUUUAACAUAGAAGGGGGGAAGCAGGCAUUGCGCAAUAUAAACUCUCUAGCUUUGUUUUCUAACAUUGAAGUCAAUCCACGCCCUGAUGAAAAAACUGAGGGUGGGAUUGUGGUGGAGAUUAAACUUAAAGAACUGGAACAGCAGUCAGCUGAAGUUAGCACAGAAUGGAGUAUAGUUCCUGGACGCGGAGGUCCUACUCUGGCUUCAAUUCAGCCAGGGGGGACUGUUUCUUUUGAACAUAGAAAUCUUAAAGGAUUAAAUAGGUCCCUUCUUGGUUCAGUCACGACCAGUAACUUUCUGAAUCCUCAGGAUGAUCUUGCUUUUAAACUUGAGUAUGUGCAUCCAUAUCUAGAUGGUCUGAAUAGUUCACGUAAUCGCACACUCCGUACUAGCUGCUUCAACAGCAGGAAACUUAGUCCAGUAUUUACUGGUGGGCCAGGAAUGGAUGAAGUCCCACCAAUAUGGGUUGAUCGGGCUGGCAUCAAAACUAACAUCACAGAGAAUUUCACUCGUCAAAGCAAGUUCACGUAUGGAAUUGUGAUGGAAGAGAUAACAACACGAGAUGAAAGCAGUAACAUUUGUGCAAAUGGGCAAAGGGUGUUGCCAGGUGGAGGUGUAACUGCUGAUGGACCUCCAACGACCCUCAGUGGCACUGGCAUUGACCGGAUGGCAUUUUUACAGGCCAAUAUCACAAGAGACAACACUAAGUUUGUCAAUGGAGCAAUUGUGGGUGAAAGAAAUGUAUUUCAGCUAGAUCAAGGUCUUUUCAUUGGCAGCAAGUUCCCAUUUUUCAAUCGUCACCACCUGACUUGGACCAAAUUCCUCCAGCUAAAGGCAGUAGAAGAAGGUGCUGGUAAACCACCACCACCAGUGCUAGUCCUGCAUGGGCAUUAUGGUGGUUGUGUUGGAGACCUUCCAAGUUAUGACGCAUUUACUCUAGGGGGACCUUAUUCAGUCAGAGGUUACAAUAUGGGAGAAUUAGGCGCUGCCAGAAAUAUCCUUGAGCUUGCUGCUGAGCUUCGUGUACCUGUUAGGAACACGCAUGUGUAUGCAUUUGCAGAGCAUGGGAACGAUUUGGGAAGCUCAAAAGAAGUCAAGGGUAACCCAACUGAGGUUUACAGGCGUAUGGGACAGGGGUCAUCAUAUGGUGUUGGCGUAAAGUUAGGUCUGAUACGAGCUGAGUAUGCUGUUGAUCACAAUUCUGGGACGGGUGCUGUGUUCUUUAGAUUUGGCGAGAGAUUCUGAGAUAUAUCUCGUGUUCAUAGUUUUGCCGGAUACUAUAAUAAUCUUGAAGUUAGUUUAGUGAUCAGAAGUUGAGUUUGGGAGAGGAAAACGUCGGACCAAAAAAAUUCAUGUACAAUUUAUUGUAUCAGUUGCUUCUUUUUUUCUUUUUUCUUUUUUCAUUUUUAUGUUCAUUUUCAAGUUGAUCUUAAGCCACGACUUGUGUUUUUCAACUGAGAUGAUAGUUUAUGUAAAUCAGAUAUCUUAAUUUUUCAAGGUUCAGAUUUCAGGGAUA
This is a messenger RNA of Daucus carota subsp. sativus, 2793 nucleotides long. Its product is annotated as protein TOC75-3, chloroplastic. Bases 93 to 2522 code for a protein of 809 amino acids. The record is from RefSeq and is a predicted model, not a curated record. Lineage: Eukaryota; Viridiplantae; Streptophyta; Magnoliopsida; Apiales; Apiaceae. The transcript has 7 exons. Gene Ontology annotation, cellular component: chloroplast outer membrane. Gene Ontology annotation, biological process: protein import into chloroplast stroma; chloroplast organization.